GUUUCACAAUUUAAGUCAGCUGGAGGCGUGGUUAGUUUCAUAAGCGUCCAAACUCCAAACUUUACCAUAUUUAGUGCAAUAUGCAUUAGAAAUAUUUAUAAGAAAGGAAAAAAAAAAAGAAGAAGAAGAAAAAAAUAUAUAUAACGCGCUUCACUAAUGCUUGUAUUAUUAAUUUAUUUAAAAGUUUACUAGAAUAAAAAUAUCAUUAAAUAAAUUACAUGAAUUGUUUACCAAGCCGAUUUACAAAAUAAAAAAGAUAAAUGUGAAAUACAGAUUCACGCGAUUUCUCGCGAUUUUUACUGUUAAUGCGCGUGAGCUCAAUAAGCUAAGUCGAGCGUAUCAAUAACGUCAAAACAUAUUCAAAACUUUUAUAUACUCUUAUAUAAGUCACUUUUGUUAUUUUAAACAUAAAAAAAAUCCAGUACGUACUUAUUUAUCUGCGCCAUCUACAGCAGCAUUAUAAUAUCAGGAGAAUGAAUGAAUCGGAGGGGCAAGAGUACAGCUACAGAAGAGAAUUAUCCGAAGGGUCUCUGGUCCCCUUACAACACAGCCAUGAAAGUCCUAGAAAUGAAAAUCUAUUCAGUCAUGGGAUGCAUUCAGGACUGGGAUACUCCAGGACGGAAGAAGCCCUGCAGGAGGAUGACUACACUUACAGGAUUCUUCAUCCACUAACAUGUGAUCCUGUGCCUCAAGUAGCCCACUUUAGCUCAGCGCCCUAUUCUGAAUACUUGCUGCCACCAUCAAGCCAUUAUCAGCAUGCAUUAGGCCAACCGUACAGCUCCAUUAGAAGCCCAUGGCCGUCCCAGGAGGCUUUUCAUUACGGCAUUUCAUCAGGAGAGAUCUGUCGAGCUGUCGCCACUAUCAGCUCUGAUGGUGCAGAUGAUUACAGUAUGGAGGGUUAUUCUGCAAACCAAGGAUUCAUACAUGUAAAUAGAAAUCAGUCACAUACUCUUCUUGUGUCACCACAUGACCAGCACAAGCUGGAUGAGAAGCUUCCAGCUCAGACGUCCAGUAUUUGUCAGAUGUUACAGCCCGUGCAGGUUGUGUGUGACGUGAGCGGUGGAGGGCAGGUCAUCGUGUUGAACCAUUGCGGUCCUGAUCAGAUUCCCCACUCUGUGAUGACUGAUCUUGACACACAGUCUCUGCCUAAGCUGUCAGUCCAGAGCUGCUCUACUGAGGACCAGUUACCUCAUGGAAAAGGAUCAGAUACCGGACAUUCAGAGACAUUCACUGGGCAGCCUCAGACCCACAAGACAUCUGCAGGUGUGACGUUCAACCUCACGCCCGGACCUUAUGCUUCACAGCUUCAUCAGACACUUUGCCCCACUCAGACUGUAGUACAGGAAGAGGAGGGUCAGACUAAAAGAUGUGGACGUGUGAAGUGGGAAAAAUCAAAGCGGCCCUGCAACUGCACAAAAUCUCAGUGUCUGAAACUUUACUGUGAAUGUUUUGCGAACGGAGAGGUCUGCAACAACUGCAAAUGCGUAAACUGCUACAAUAAUACUGAGCAUGACUCAGAGAGAUCCCAGGCUAUAAAGGCCUGUCUGGAGAGGAAUCCAGGGGCUUUUCGGCCUAAGAUUGGCAGUAAGAAACAGGGGAAUGUGAAGGGACGUCACACAAAAGGCUGCAACUGCAAGCGUUCAGGCUGCCUGAAGAACUACUGCGAGUGUUAUGAGGCUAAAAUCAUGUGCACAUCCACCUGUAAGUGUGUGGGCUGCCGAAACUAUGAGGAAAGCCCUUCGAAGAAGAGAUCAGAGCGGGACAGGCCUGACUCCAGCAUCUACUACCCGACCAGGUGUCCUCUGGCGUGCAUCACGCCCGAUGUAGUGGAAGCCACAUGCGGCUGUCUUCUCGCCCAGGCUGAAGAGGCAGAGAAGGAAGGGUACAUUUCAGCUCACGCUGAGAGAAUGAUUUUGGAGGAGUUCGGCCAGUGCCUGACGCAGAUCGUCCGAUCGAUAUUCAAAUCCACCAACGUGCAAUUUAAUGUGUAGCUCGGGAACAAAUCCUCAGUGUUGUGAUUGAUCCAGAUGGGAUGGUUACCAACAAGUGUUUCUGUUUUUGUUUUCUUUAAAUGUUUUAAAAAUUCACAUCCUCAUGACUUUAAUAGCACAUUUUAUUUAUUUAUUUAUAUUUAUUUAUUUAUUUAAAUAUAAAUGCUGUUAUUUAAAUAUAAUACAAAAUGUCAAUUAUUUAUAUGUAUAUUUUUUUCUUUUCUUUUUUAUUUCCAUUCAUUCCCACCAUAUCACAUCCACAUUUUAAUUGAACAUUUUAUUUAUAUUUAUGUAUUUAAAUAUAAUUUUUUUUUACUAUUGUUUAUAUAUUUCAGUAUAUGUGUUUCUAUUAAUUCCCACCACUUUACAUUUUUAUUAUUUUAAUUGAUCAUUUUAUUUAUAUUUAAAUAUAUUAUUUAAACGGGAUUUAAAUGUUAUUAAAAAACCCCACCAUUUUUUAUUUGUAGUUUGUUGAGAAUAUCUUAAAUCAUCUAAAGCCGAAGAAUCUGAGACAACCUUGCUUUUAAAGCAUUUAACGUUUCCAUGUUUUUUUCCAUGUUACUUGUUCUGGAAUGUUUUUUGCUGUUCUGAAAUUUUAUCUCAGUUCUCAUGUCAGGGAAUUUCUGUCAGGUUGUGCAGUCAUUUCCAUGCGUUACAAAUUUAGUGGCAUUUUCAUUUUGUCAUUUGCAGUUGUGUUUAUGUAAUGGAGCUGUCACCGUGUUUAUGCAUCAGUAACUUUUUUUCUGUCUGUUACAUAAACUGAUUGACAUCUUGA
This is a messenger RNA of Megalobrama amblycephala (Wuchang bream), 2766 nucleotides long. It is a transcript of the gene tesmin, whose product is annotated as testis expressed metallothionein like protein. Bases 474 to 1991 code for a protein of 505 amino acids. Lineage: Eukaryota; Metazoa; Chordata; Actinopteri; Cypriniformes; Xenocyprididae. Gene Ontology annotation, cellular component: nucleus. The record is from RefSeq and is a predicted model, not a curated record. The transcript is spliced from 12 exons. Gene Ontology annotation, biological process: regulation of DNA-templated transcription.